AUGCCUCGCCAGAGCCAAAAGGCCUGCAACCAGGAGAACAUCGUCAUCGACCUUGACGGCGACGACAGCAGCGACCAAGAGCGGGAAGAGUUAGAGCAGUUCAUAAAUGAAGUCGAACUUGAGUUUCCUAAGGUGCCACAACAAAGUGGAGUAGAUUGUGGUAUGUAUGUUCUUUACUUCGUGUACUGUUUUCUCACGAUAAAAAAACUGGGAGAAGAUUUGAGCCAUCUGGUAUAUGUCAUCCGCUUCAAACUUUACACAACAUUCCUAUUUGUGCCUCACAAAGUCCUUUACUAA
Molecule: messenger RNA, 297 nt
Organism: Triticum turgidum subsp. durum (durum wheat)
Lineage: Eukaryota; Viridiplantae; Streptophyta; Magnoliopsida; Poales; Poaceae
Source: the annotation of a GenBank genome assembly